Messenger RNA from Ctenocephalides felis (cat flea), 1347 nucleotides. Its product is annotated as zinc finger protein 85-like. Gene Ontology annotation, cellular component: nucleus. NCBI's taxonomy places the organism in Eukaryota, Metazoa, Arthropoda, Insecta, Siphonaptera, Pulicidae. The record is from RefSeq and is a predicted model, not a curated record. The transcript is spliced from 2 exons. Gene Ontology annotation, biological process: regulation of transcription by RNA polymerase II. Gene Ontology annotation, molecular function: RNA polymerase II cis-regulatory region sequence-specific DNA binding; DNA-binding transcription factor activity, RNA polymerase II-specific. The coding region runs from base 142 to 1347 and encodes 401 amino acids.
CAAACAUUUUAUAUUUCGUUUAUUUAAUUGUUAAUUGAAAGUCAUACUAAAUUUAUUAUAUAUACAUUUAAGUACAAAUGUAAUAAUAUAUAUUAUAAAGCAAUAUUUGUGAUUGAUUGAUAAACAUAAAGAACAUACUCAAUGCACAAAUAUCUCAAAAUGUCAGAAGCUGCUAAUAAGCCAAUAAUUAAAAUUGAACCACAAGAAUAUCCAAUUAAACAGGAGAUUGAGGAAGACAUAAAACAGGAAAUUGAGGAAGACCCUGAAUCGUGUUCAGAGGAUGACAAAACAUGUUUAAAAAGAUUUAUGAACUCUAUAGUAAAAAUAGAAGAAGAAGUCAAAAAGGGAUUAAUUCAGACUGCUCCUUAUAAAUGUGACAAGUGUCAUAGAACAUUUAGAAAGUUGCAUUAUUUAGAACAGCAUAUGUUAAAUUAUUGUCAUAAGGAUCCAUAUUGUUCAAAGUCUUUUUCAGAUGCAAGUGCAUUAGAAAUACAUAUAAAAUCUCAUACAGGUGAAAAACAUUUCACAUGUACAAAGUGCAGUAAAGCAUUUACUGAAAAACAUCAUUUAGAUCAACACAUUUGUGCUCGUGCCAGAGAAAUUUCACAUUUGAAUGAAACUGGUAAUCGAAAACGAAAUAUUCGCACUCAUACUGCUAAGGGACCAGGUGAACGUCCCCAUAUUUGCAAAAUAUGUAAAAAGACAUUCACACAAUUGUCUGACCUGAAUAAACAUAUGCUCAUCCACACUGGUGAACGCCCCCAUAUUUGCAAAAUAUGUGAAAAGACAUUCACACAAUUGGCUUCCUUGAAUAGACAUAUGUCCAUCCACACUGGAGAACGCCCUUAUAUUUGCCAAAUUUGUGAUAAGGCAUUCUCACAAUCGAGUAACUUGAAUAAUCAUAUGCUCAUUCACACUGGUGAACGUCCUCAUAUUUGCCAAAUUUGUGAUAAGACAUUCACACAAUUGAGUAACUUGAAUAAACAUAUGUUAAUUCACACUGGGGUUCGUCCUAAUAAAUGUAAAACAUGUGGUAAGACAUUCACACUAUUGACUAACUUGAAUAAACAUAUGCUAAUUCACACUGGGGUACGUCCUAAUAAAUGCAAAAUAUGUGGUAAGACAUUUACAGAAUCAAGUAACUUGAAAAGACACAUGCUCAUCCACACUGGUGAACGUCCCCAUAUUUGCCAAAUAUGUGAUAAGACAUUUACAGAAGCAAGUAACUUGAAUAAACAUAUGCUCAUUCACACCAGAGAAUGCCCCUACAAAUGCAAAAUCUGCGAUAAAGCAUUCAAACAAUCAAAAUCCCUAAAAAGGCACAUGGUUGCUCAUACCAAUGAGUAA